Molecule: messenger RNA, 654 nt
Organism: Lycium ferocissimum
Lineage: Eukaryota; Viridiplantae; Streptophyta; Magnoliopsida; Solanales; Solanaceae
Product: signaling peptide TAXIMIN 1-like
Exons: 2
Coding region: 231-470 (79 amino acids)
Source: RefSeq, a predicted model, not a curated record
GUCAAUUCAAUUCAAUACAAAACAAAACCAUAGUCCCUUGGGAAAAUAAAUAACAUCCAAUUCACUAUUAAAACCCCCUUGUAUAUAUCGUCCCUUUCUCUCUCUUUUUCUCUUCAACAAACUUUAGAUCAACAAAGAGAAAACCAAAAAAAGAAAAAAAAACAAAUCUUGAUAUUUUUUUUUUGUGUGGUUAAAAACAAAUCUUGAUACUACAAGAAGAAAAAGAAACUAUGUGUUGUUGUGGAGAUGAUUGUCAAUGUCGCCCUUUAGGUUUUCUAUUGGGUCUUCCCUUUGCUUUAGUCUCUCUUCUUCUAUCCAUUGUUGGUGUUAUCAUAUGGAUUGUUGGAAUUACGUUGAGUUGCUUAUGUCCAUGCUGUAUUUGCGUAACUGUAUUGGUAGAGCUGGCUCUAGCAUUGAUUAAAGCACCCUUUUCGGUUAUGAAGUGGUUUACUGAACAAAUUCCUUGUUAGAAAUACAAUGUAUAAAAUCUAAUUUUAAUUCUUUUCUGUAAUUUCUUUUUCUUGUGAGAGAAUAAAUUAGGUGUAUUUUAAUCUUGUUAAACUUGUCUUCUUUUCCUAUGAAGAUGAUUCUUGAAAUUGAUUAUUUGUUUUUGGUGUUUAUAUAGAACAGUUCAACGAUUGGUUCUUUCUUUAA